Molecule: messenger RNA, 2168 nt
Organism: Mycetomoellerius zeteki
Lineage: Eukaryota; Metazoa; Arthropoda; Insecta; Hymenoptera; Formicidae
Exons: 9
Coding region: 9-2132 (707 amino acids)
Source: RefSeq, a predicted model, not a curated record
CGAAUUACAUGAAAAAUCGCCGCUACUUGCCGACGACGAGAUACCGUUCUGUCAAACGACGUGAAAUUUAUAGUAAACUAAAUAUAUUAACGAUGGAAGUGCAUGGCAUCGAUGAGGAAGACGAAGAUGUUGUGAUACAAGGUAGUGCUCUUCAUGAGCAUCUUUCAAAAUUAGGUUACACAGACUUUGAAACUGUACCUGUGUCUAAGAAAAUGGACUUCAAACGAGGGAAUUGUUUGAAUAUUGAUAUUAAGAGUACUGUGAAAAAGAUUUAUACAAAAUUAUUUUCUCUUUAUUCUUGGAUAACACAGGAGAAGAGCAAUUCUGAAAAACAAUUGAGUAUCAUUUUGAAUGCAGAGGCUUUAUUAAAUGACCAUUUUUCUGUAAUUAAUGGCUUUAUAAUCAAAUGCAAUAAUAAUUCUAAAAGAAUAACACUGCAAGAACUAAUUAUGGCUGGAGCUGUAUUAAUCUCUUCAACAUACGUUUCAUGGUGUAAAUACAAGAUAUUGCCAACAUUAUUUGUAUCAUUUGCAAUUUGUUGCGUCGGUUAUAUGAAAUAUUUACGUUUUUAUGCAACAAGAAAUCUAAAACAUGUCAUAUUAUCACAAAAUGAACUUUUUCUCACAUGUAAAGACGGCCUUAAGAUUUUACGACGUGAUUACAAAAUGAAAUUGGAUUCUGAAUCAUGUCUUCAACAAUUUUCUCAUUUCUUAGGUGAAAAGGUGCAGCAUCUAGAAUGUCUAAAAGAUGCUUUAAUAAAAUUUAUGGAAAAUAUUUCCUAUCUAUAUUACAAAUGUUCAUUGUCAAUCGUAAAAUUACUGCCGCAAGAUGCACUUAGCGAAGAGCUAUUUACAAAAUUCGAGUGUAACUCAUUUGAAACAUCUGGUGAAAUCAACUAUCAAACAUUAAAGAGAUUGUACAACACUUAUCUUCUGGUACAAUCAGAAAUGUUAUAUUUAUUAGCUAUUGCAUAUGAUAGCAAUACUUGGAUAAAAUCCUGCCAGAAGAUUCCUGAAACAGAAUUAGCUCGUAUAAUUCAUAUUUUAACUAAAGAAUUGGCAGUAUAUAAAGUUAAAUUGUCAGAAAUGGUUAAUGCGUAUCGUACUUGCAAAACAGAACCAGUUCGAUAUAAAACCCAGAACAAAGCUAAAUGGCACGAUCCAACUGUCCAAUUGGAUUUGGCAUCUUAUAAACUGCAAUUAGCCUAUAAUCAAGUUUUUUCAACGUUUAAAGAUAUUAAUGAUUGUAUUAAUCAGGACAUUGGUAUCGAUAAUGAAACAGUUGAUACACUGAUGCAAAAGUUAGAUAAAGCGUUCAAGGAGAUCGACACGGCUAAGAGCCUGGCAGAAUUUGUCGUCCUAUUGAUGGCAAGAUCAGGAAUCAAUGAUCUAAGGAGCAGUCAACCUGUAAUCGAUGAUACAACAAUCAAUCAGAAUCCUGAUUUGCCAGUAAUAAUCGAUUCAGAUCCACAGAUCCUUGAUGAGGUAUUUGAAGAGUAUAUCAAAGAGGAAUAUUUAAAACCAUUAGACGAAGAUAUAGAUGAAUAUUUAUUAGAGCAACAAAAAUUGGAUAAACUUUUAGCGAAAAAUUUUAUGAGCGAGUUGAAAGAAGCUUUAGUUGAUAAACAUAAGUCUAUGUCUGAACGAGAGUCCAGGGCACUACAACGUAUAUAUAAAAAUAUAUCAAGGAAUCCUGUAUCGAGUACUGAGGAUAACAAGGAUUAUCAAGUUACACCUGCUCCACCUCCAAUGCCUCCUAACUACACAUGGUUAUCGUCAUCAAGCGACAGUAAUUUAGAUCGCAGAAGAAUGAUUUCUCCUAUUUAUAAAAUUAAAAAUGAUAAUUCAUCUGUCCAUGAAAAAUCCAAUGAGUCAGAUGAAAACGAACUUAUAAGAGAGCUAGAACAAAACAACAUUUUCACUAAAUCAUCCAUCGAAGUCUGCGAGAAUAGAGAUGAAGAAUCGGUUGCAUCUAUGCCACAGAUUCUUCUUGAAACCCAAGCCAUACGAUUUAUCACAAAACUACCACCACCUUUUCUCCAUGAGGAAACGUUCAUAGGAAGUGGUGAAAAUUCUGAGGAUGAGAUUAUAAACAAUGUAAGUAAUAGUGAGGAAAAUAAUGAGCGUGAAUAAUAAAGAGAUAAUUUUUAUAUUUUAAACUGAUUAAUU